AUGUAUAAAGAAACCCGAGUCUAUAAGACACUUAAGAGUGUCUUUGACUUUCUUCUAGCCCAGUGGUUCUUUGUCCUCUUGGGUGUUUUCGUUGCAUUAGCUCAUCUGUAUCCCAGUUUUGCCAAACAAGGCGGAACCAUUCGGGCAGAAUAUUCCAUUGGCUAUGGAGCUGUGGCAGUCAUUUUUUUGGUAUCCGGAUUGUCUAUGGCAACAAAGGAUUUGUUUAAAAACAUCUAUCAUUGGCGUGCCCAUUUUACUGUCUUGUCGUGCUCUUUCUUGAUCACUUCAGCUAUCAUAUAUGGAAUCGUGUCGGGCAUCAAAGCGGCCCACGAUGGGCAAAUUGAUUCUUGGCUUCUUGUGGGUAUGAUUGUGACACAUGCGUGUCCAACAACUGUCUCUUCAAAUGUUGUGAUGACUCGAGCUGCGAAAGGUAAUGUUGUGUUGACUAUUUGCGAAGUUUUCAUUGGUAACUUACUAGGUGCGUUUGUCACUCCUGCUUUGGUUCAAAUGUACUUGACUGGAGGGUGGGAUUUUGGAAACCCCGUACACCAGGCAGAUCACACAUCAGUACGAGACGUUUAUCGACAUGUGAUGAAGCAGAUUGGCCUCUCUGUGUUUGUGCCACUUUUUGUAGGUCAAGUGGUGCAAAAUAUUUUCCCUAAGCAAGUGAAAUGGUGUCUCACCACAUUUCGCCUCAACAAAGUCGGCUCUUUCAUGUUGCUUUUGAUCAUGUUCCAAUCCUUUUCGACAGCUUUCGCCCAGCAUGCAUUUACUUCUGUGAGCCAUGCAUCUAUUAUAUUCUUGGUGUUUUUCAACAUCGGCAUAUACUUGUUUUUCACAGUCAUGGUAUUCUUAUACUCUCGACCAGUGUUUCUUCUUCGGAUUUUCCCUACGAAGCCUACAGCAGAGUCUAGCCGUGCUUACAGGUGGUGUUACCGCAUUUUCCGGCCCUUCUACUAUAACCGUCAAGACACGGUGAGUAUCAUGUUGUGCGGGCCUGCCAAAACAGCUGCACUUGGUGUAUCUCUUGUCUCUUCUCAGUACGGCCUGCACAACCCGAAAUUAGGUGUCUUACUUGUGCCGUUGGUGUUGUACCAAGCAGAGCAAGUUCUUACUGCUCAGGUCCUUGUCAGAUUUAUGAAAAAAUGGGUUGAAGCCGAAGAGCAAGAAACCAAAGAUAUUGAAACUGGUGAACCUGAAGAAGAGGCCAAAAGUGAACUGUCAAGUCCACGCAGUGACUCUGCAAGUCAUAAUGGGCCUGCUUAA
Clavispora lusitaniae ATCC 42720 is the source of this 1266-nucleotide messenger RNA. RefSeq names its product Rch1p (gene RCH1). Gene Ontology annotation, cellular component: plasma membrane. The record is from RefSeq and is a predicted model, not a curated record. Lineage: Eukaryota; Fungi; Ascomycota; Pichiomycetes; Serinales; Metschnikowiaceae.